AUGAUUCCCGUAAAGACGGCCGCGUCCACCUCGUCGGGAAGAGAGAAGGAGAGAAGCGCUGGAGCGGGCGGUACGGAAGAGACAACGCACACACAAACAGGCGCGCGCUUACACACGCGCGCACACUGCUGGAAGAGCGCAGCGCUCGAGUACAGUGCCCGUAGCGCUACCUCUAGAUCUGUGCGCUGGAUCAACGCAAGAUACGAGAACAACGCUGCCCUCUCUCGCGCACACAUACGCAUACGCGGAGGCACGCGCGAGUGCGGAGCCAGUGCAGCUAACAGCAGUGCGUUGCUUCUAUUUCUGUCAUGUAAAUAUGUAUUACUCGUGCCGUUCAUCGGCAUUUCAGGAGCAUCACUCAUCCUGGAUGCAGCUGGAGGGGCCGUGAUGGGAGCUGACAAGUGGCAGGACCAUUCCCAACAGCCCAGCCCAAUCAGAGAUCAGGGAUGCGGGAGCAGCAGGGUAUUAAGGAGGAUUAUUUGGACAGUUCAGGGUUUCCCCAGACUUGGCAAGACAACAUUAGGACAAGGCUGCCCCCGUGACUCUGUGUGGUACUGCAACAAACCUUCAUCACAGCACGGUGCCAAAAGAGACGCAAAUGCAUGCUGUGCGCAAGGAACACAGAGUCUCGAUUUUUUAGGAGUAAGACCACAGGAAGUGAAUCUGGGAAAUUAG
Triplophysa rosa is the source of this 675-nucleotide messenger RNA. RefSeq lists its product as uncharacterized. The record is from RefSeq and is a predicted model, not a curated record. Bases 1 to 675 code for a protein of 224 amino acids. Lineage: Eukaryota; Metazoa; Chordata; Actinopteri; Cypriniformes; Nemacheilidae. The transcript has 3 exons.